AUUAAUUACAAUUAAAAUGAGAAGAGGGAGAAAUUGAAUUUCUAAUUAUUACCAAUAAACUAAUUGAGCUUAAAAAUUAUGCAAAUUGAAAGGAUUAGUUAAUUGUGAAUUUAUCCAAGGUUUUUACAUGGUAAUUGUCAAUGAAUUAAAUGAUUUUCCAUCGUUAAUUGUUGUGUCUCAUUCAAUCAGUCAGUUAAUUGAAUCUUUGAGGAUGAUGAUAAAUAUGAGGAGGAGGAGGUGAUGAAGAUUAUUGGAAAUGAUUAACUUGAUUGUUGGAAAAGUUCCCUGACCAAAUUCAUUUUUCUCGCCUAAUUGUCACUCACUUGACAAUUCACAAUAUCUUCAACUACGAUUCCAUGACAAUUAACAAAUCAUGAAGCAAAUCAUCACCUUUUACCAAAUCAAAAGUCAUUGAUCUGGGAUGUUGGUGAUUAAGAUGAUGAUUUAACUGCGAUGACCAGGGUGAUGAAAAUCAUUAUCGACUUUGAAAUUGUUCAAUCAACAACUUUGUCUGUUAAAGUGAUUGAUUUGAUUGGUUUUUUGUUACAUUAAUUGUUUUAAUAUAUUAAUAUGAACAGUUUGUUCAAUUUGAUAACAAUUUACUUGAUAAAAUUAACGUUGAUUAAUUACUGUUCUGGUCAUGGAAGGUUAAUUGAUCCACCAGGAAGGUCAACUGCUUGGCGAUUUGGUUUCAGGACACCAAUUAACUACAAUGAUAAUCAACUUUUCUGUGGUGGAUUCAUGGUUCAACAUAAAGUUAAUUCUGGUAAAUGUGGUAUUUGUGGUGAUCCAUUUAAUGGUCAACGGACAAAUGAACUGCCCGAUGGACGUUAUGCUCGACCAUUAAUGAUAACCCGAAAUUAUCGAGUUGGAUCAGUGAUUAAAACUUCAGUCCAAUUAACGGCCAAUCAUAAAGGUUAUUUCGUCUUCAAAAUAUGUCCAGCAAUUAGUUCAAUUCGUGAAGUGACACAAUCAUGUCUUGAUUCACAUCCAUUGAAAGUGAUUAACUCUCCUAAUCCAUUACGAUAUUAUGUUCCCGAUAAAUUGUCUCGAGUAUUCAAUGUGACCUUAAGGUUACCACCGACUCUAACAUGUCAACGAUGUGUAAUCCAGUGGACCUACACCACCGGUAACAAUUGGGGACGAUGUGAAGAUGGUAAAACAUCAAAGGUAGGCUGUGGUCCACAGGAAACAUUUCGAGCCUGUGCCGAUGUAACAAUUAAAGGUCAAAUUAAAAAUCGCCAACGGAAUCAAACCAAAACCACCACAAAACCAAAACUGAAAUCAAAAAUCAAACCAUACCAAUUAAACUUAAACAGCAAUUAUACCAAAACAUUGAAGUCACAAUUGAUAAAUUCCAACUCCUUCCAAUCAAAUAAUUUAUAAAUCAACAAUUAACUCCCAAUCUAUUUAUCAAGAGAAAACAAAAACAAAUCAAAAAAAAAACAUCAAAUUGUCAACAUAACAACAAAUCAAUUCCUUUUGUAUUUACACCAAUUAAACAAACGAUUUCCACCUAA
Messenger RNA from Panonychus citri (citrus red mite), 1520 nucleotides. RefSeq lists its product as uncharacterized. The coding region runs from base 571 to 1386 and encodes 271 amino acids. The record is from RefSeq and is a predicted model, not a curated record. The transcript has 2 exons. Lineage: Eukaryota; Metazoa; Arthropoda; Arachnida; Trombidiformes; Tetranychidae.